Messenger RNA from Chaetomium strumarium, 1125 nucleotides. RefSeq lists its product as uncharacterized. Lineage: Eukaryota; Fungi; Ascomycota; Sordariomycetes; Sordariales; Chaetomiaceae. The coding region runs from base 173 to 1063 and encodes 296 amino acids. The transcript has a single exon. The record is from RefSeq and is a predicted model, not a curated record.
GCAUGAGCGGCGUGGGCUUGGGGGCCUUCUGCUUCAAUACACUUGUUUCUCCCAGCUCACCGAGAGGAUUCCGAACCCGAGCUCCGACAGAGAUUCGAGAGCGAGCUGCUGCCACCAACAGCAGAGAAUCACACCAAGUGGUGGACAGACAACCAAGACCUUGCUCGCCACAAUGCCCGGCCCGCCCGCCGCCUUCCUCGAUUACCACAAGGAGCCGGGCGUCUGGCACGUCUUUGCGGACCGGAAAAUCUACCACCUCGACAAGCUGUUCUUCAAGCGGACCCUCCGGAGGCACGAGUGGACCGACCUCGGCGAUGGCUUCCUGGUGCAGCCCACCGCGACCAUACCCCAGCGGUACCGCACCGACACCGCCGUGCAAAAGUACCUACGCGAGCACACCAACAUGCCGCUACCCACCAUGACGACGUGUUUCGAGGACAACGGUGCCAUGUGUCUGGCCAUGGAAUUCCUCCCCGGCGUGCAGAUGGACGAGCUUCCCGAAGCACACCGGCAGGUUGUCGCGGCGGAGCUCGAGCAGCAUCUCGAGACCCUCAAGGCCCUCCGCUCCGACAUCCCCGGCGUCCCCGGCGAGCCACUCCUCAUCGCGCCGCAGCGCGUCACGACCUCCGACUGGCACUACCACAGCUGCUGGCGGCCGCGGCCCGACCUCGGGGGCGGCGACUUCGUCUUCUGCCACAACGACCUAGGCCAGCACAUCGUGCUGGUCGACCCCGCGACGCUCAAGAUCACGGCCAUCCUCGACUGGGAGUUUGGCGGGUUCUGGCCCGCGUGGUUCGAGCGGCCGUUUUGGACGCGCGCGGGGCCCUGCGGCGCGCUCGAGGGCGAGGAGGAUGAUGUCGAGCGCUGCCGCGCGUGGCUGCUGGCGAACUGUGAGGAGGUGGAGAUGCAGCACAUGCCGACGCUGGGGGAGAAGCUCACGACGCUGCCCAUGCCGGAGUCACCGGGCCCUGAGGGGGUUAGUGAGAAGGUGACUGAGACGGCGAGCUGGCGGAAUGGCCUCGCAGCGCGACCUCCGCCGCCGUCGACAUCGCGAUACCGAUGAAGAGGACUAUUGCCCUGCGGUAGGCAGCGAGGCCGAGCACAGCGACGAGGAUGAUGUCCGGC